GCAGUUGCCCCCAUACUAUUGAAAAGGAAUGAUGUCAUUGUUAGAAAAGCAAAGGAAACUCCACUGUCUGCAAUCAUUGUGGACCACUGGCAUAAAUCUGAGAACGCUAGCUGAGCCUAAACUGCAGGAGUAAAAGACAAGUUAAUUCAGUAUUUAAUGACUCGCAUAUAGUAAAUGUCUGGGGGACCCCCCUAAUCUGGUAAGUCUGCACAAGUGAGUAUGGAAGAUUAUGACUACCUGUUCAAGAUUGUUUUGAUUGGGAACGCCGGUGUGGGAAAGACCUGCUUAGUUCGCCGGUUUACUCAGGGUCUUUUUCCACCAGGACAGGGAGCAACUAUUGGGGUGGAUUUCAUGAUUAAGACAGUCGAGAUAAAGGGGGAAAAAGUAAAGCUGCAGAUCUGGGACACAGCCGGGCAGGAGAGGUUCCGAUCCAUCACCCAGAGCUACUACCGCAGUGCAAAUGCAUUAAUACUGACCUACGACAUCACGUGUGAGGAGUCUUUCCGAUGUCUUCCCGAGUGGCUCCGGGAGAUUGAGCAGUAUGCCGGAAACAAGGUUGUCACCAUUUUAGUUGGGAAUAAAAUUGACCUGGCAGAGAAAAGAGAGGUUCCCAGGCAAAAAGCAGACGAAUUUGCGGAAGUCCAAAAUAUGCACUACCUGGAGACCUCUGCCAAAGAGGCGGACAAUGUGGAGAAACUUUUCCUGGACCUGGCCUGUGAGCUGAUCAGAGAGGCGAAACAAAACACGCUGGUCAACAAUGUGGCAUCCCCCUUGCCAGGGGAGGGCAAGAGUAUCAGCUAUUUGAACUGCUGCAGUUUCAAUUAAAACCAACACAAGAACCCAUCGUUUGGAAGUGAAAAUGGAAGCCAGUUCUUGGUGUUCGCAUCCUUCGAGGCGUAAAGGUGAUUUCUUGCGCUUCAGCCUGGUAGACCAGUUGUGUUUUUUCUCUCCAGUGAAUAACUGUGCUGUUCUAAGGAGAUGUGGAAUGAACUGACCUGAAUAUGAAGAAUGGUAGACUACAAGGCUUAACACAAGACUUUGCUCUCAAAAACUGAGACAAAUACACACUAAAACCUGUUUGUGAUUUUUUAAAUAUUUUACACAUGGACAAUAGUUCAGCUUAGCUAUAUAUCUAAUGGGUGAAUAAGUCCUGAGCACUAAUAAGGAUAUAUAUGCAACUACUGCUUGUGUGCAAACAGACAAACAUUCUGUGACUUGUGUGUGCUCUCCGAGACACUCCUUACAAAAUCCAACAUUCUUCAAGGAAAACUAAGAUUGAAUUCAUGCUGCUUUUGAAGACUUUAUACCAAUGCCAUAUACAUUUUAAUUUUGCUCAUGGGAACCUUAAUAGGUUACACAACUGCGAACGUUCCUGUUUUGUCAAAUUUGUUUAAUCACCUCGAAGUGAGACAGAACAGUUGGAGAUGACCAUUUGACGGAUACUAUGUAUUCCAUGUGAAGUACUACAGGCACACAUUAUACAGUAAAGAUUGGCAUGCAAUGUUGUUUUCAUUCAGCAAGAAGAGUAUGGUGUGUGUGUGUGUGUGUGUGUGUGUGUAAAAGCUUAUGCAUUUAAACUUAGGACCACAAGUAUUAUUUGCCAGGUGCAGUACUCUUUAAGAAAGUUACCGCUUUAUGCAAGCUGAACAAGGUUUUAAAAAAGCAGACACUUCUGUUUUGCAGUGUUUAUCCUCUUUCACACAGUGUAAUAAGUUACGCAUUAUGUAUCUUCACUAAUGUGCAUUUUUUUCUUUUGACAAAAUGGUUCAAUUAACAAAUUCCUUGAGAAAUGACAACUUAAAACAGAUACUUUAUUUUAAAUACAGUACUGCGAUAGUUUGGAAGAAAAUAUCGUUCUUGUCCAUCAGAUGCAGUAAGAGAUGGUGUGAAGGGAUUUGUAGUAUAUUCUUUAUUUUAGUUUCUUGGUUUUAUAAAACAUGCAGUCUGUGGGUUUUAAACAAACCCUAAGCCUGCAGCUGUGCUGCUUAAACGUAUGAAGGACAAAAUAAGUUGCUUCAUACAUCCGUAUUAAAAGAAGGCUAUCGGUAUCCAUCAUUUUUAAUCCAUGCCUUAUUCUUGAUGCGUUGCAUUCCACUGCAGUAUUCUUUUUAAAUGUUUAAACUGUAUAAAAUUUAUUAAUUCAAAUUUGGAUUAUAUAUCCUGUAUUUCCAUGAAGUUUGUUAGUGUCUAGUGGGCUAGCUGUUUCAAUAUUACUAUAAUUUGUUUGAAUUAAAAGCAGGAUAUUUCAUGUGUGUAUUUUCAGAAUUGGAGAUACAAUUAUUUUAGAACACAUGCUUCAUUUGAGAUGUAACUCAUUUAUUGACACAACAUGCGCAGUUUGUAUUGUAUUAGAUAAAUGUUUGGAUAUGAAUAAUUUUUAGUUGAUAUACGUUUUAAUUAAAGGCUGGCACAGACUGAUAUGAGUGGUUUUCAAUAUUGUUUGAUCCGAUCAUGCCAAAUUUGUUGCUCUGCAAAACAUAUUGUAAUGUUGUUUUAUUUUAAGCAUGUUCUUGCAUAUAUAUGAGUAUUUGAUCAACUAAUACAGGUUUCUAAACUUCAUCUAAGCCAGUUCUAAAACUAGACCAUUCCACAUGGCUCUCUCUUCAUUUUACAAAAGCAAUGCAUUCUGUAUCACUUGUAGUUUACAGAUAUACAUGUAAAAACAAAAAAAACAAAACCUGAUUUUGAAUUAUUUAAUGUCUGAUUUCACAAGUAAAUAGCUAAACUGUCCUCUUUUUGGGGGGUGUAAUUCUCAUAGGUUUACAGACCUAUCAUUAUAAAGUCUGUGACAUACAUACUGUGUUAGAUUAUAUAGGUGUAUGGCAUUAUGCAUUUUCUAAGCUGCUUAACUUCAGUGCUUGGCAUGUACUGUUGAGACAUUCUGAAUGCCUUGUAUUCAUUUCAUUUUCAAGUUGUGAAUUUGAAUGUGAUCUGAAUUUUCAGCAAGUAAAUAUGCAUGCCUCAUUGAUUUCUAUUUCUAUUGCCACUUCGUAGCUUUAUUUUGCAUGUGCCAUGGUGCAAUGACCAUUGAUUUUUUGUUGAAGGCCAUUUCAUUUUAAAACAAAUAUCUAACUGCUUUCCCUUCAACAAAAAGGACAGUGUUCAGUAUACUAUUGAUGAAUUUCCAAAACGGAACAAUGUGAAUAAUAAAUGUUCAUUACAUUGUCGGUCAACACUUUUUUUUUUUUUGUCUGCAAGAAGGUAGAUUUAAUGAAAAAAGUGACCAGAAUGUAUUUUGUUUGUUAGAAAGACUGAAUGUAAAAUAUUCAUAUUUUGAUGUCCAUAUUUUAUUUGUAUUUGCUCACAAGUUUACUAAAUGGAAAAUUGCUUAGUGUAUGAAUAAAUGUGAUAACUAAUCAUGGA
Acipenser ruthenus (sterlet) is the source of this 3363-nucleotide messenger RNA. RefSeq names its product ras-related protein Rab-30. Lineage: Eukaryota; Metazoa; Chordata; Actinopteri; Acipenseriformes; Acipenseridae. The transcript has 5 exons. The record is from RefSeq and is a predicted model, not a curated record. Gene Ontology annotation, molecular function: GTPase activity; GTP binding. The coding region runs from base 220 to 825 and encodes 201 amino acids. Gene Ontology annotation, biological process: Rab protein signal transduction. Gene Ontology annotation, cellular component: trans-Golgi network.